This is a messenger RNA of Cladocopium goreaui, 2157 nucleotides long. Lineage: Eukaryota; Dinophyceae; Suessiales; Symbiodiniaceae. The record is from the annotation of a GenBank genome assembly.
AUGGAGUGGGACUCCCAUGAGGAAAUCAGGGCUAGGCUUCGAGAUGGGAAACAUUUGGUGGGGAACAAGGACACUACCAAGGAUGCCACUAUUUUCCAGUGUGUUUCCAACGUGGAUGUGUUACCCUCGAUGCUUCACCGGCUCUACGCUUGUGGGUUGAAAAUGCCUCAGAUCGACAAUCUCCAGGAACAAUGUCAUGAGGCCUACAGAAAAUCAUCUCGGAACCCUUGUGAGAAGACUGUUGAAGAUGAUGCGUGGGAGCUUCGCAAGAUGUGCAGGUUCAUCAAACGGAAAGCCCGACGAGGGGAAGACACCGACUUCCACGACCUGCUCUUGAUUGUGGAGCCCUUACUUGAGGACUCUGCAACGGAAGAUGAUGCUACGAACUCCUCGUAUGAUGACAGUUCUGAUGAUGAUGGUAAAGAGGGCAAUCCAUCUGGUGAUCCCGAACGUUUACAAGAGGUGGUGCCACCACAACCAGCUCUGUCACUCACCAGUGCUACCGCUACCCCUCAAGCCCCAUCUCCUGCACCAUCAGUUGCUUCAAUCGUGACUCCGCCUGCCAAGCAUACGGCCGUGGCCGCACUGACACCGCCCCCAGUGUCACCUCCCUCAGGCGAUGAUCAGUACAGCCACAUGAUGUAUAGGCGAGUCAAGAUCUUGGAGUCCAUUUUGGAGAAGAAAAAUGCUUUGUUGGCGAUCCAGAACAAGAUGAAAGCGCCCGAACCAGCCCAACCAGCUGUGAUUCCUGAGCCUGCUUCUCACACUGGAGGAGGAGCCAAGCUUGUGAGCCCCGAUGACCUGGAUACGCAGCCCUACUUGGAAUCUGCAGUGCCAUCACCGGGACCAACACCCCACAAAGUUCAAAGCUUUGAAGAUGUGGAGACGAAGAGGAGAAAGUAUCAGGGGAACCCAAAGUUACCUUCAACCGUGGAGUUGUGCCCUGAGACACCAAACCCUGCCCCAACUUCAUCACAUGAUUCCAAAGGUGACCAUGAUGCUUCCGAACCAGUCGAGAAGGCAACCCCUGCCCCCACUGUCGUGGUGACCCGCCGUGAUCAGCUAGCUUCCAAAGCGAGCAAGAAGGAGGAUGGGCGUGGGCGGGGCAGAGCUCCAGGUCGAGGUCGUGGACGUGGCAGGGGAAAGGGUGGCCGUGGAAAACGUGGGGUAGAAGCUGAACAUUCUUCGGGUGAGAGUGAGAAAGAAAUGGAAGAGGAUGAAUGUGAGAUGGGAGAAGGGGAUGGUGAACCAACAGCUCUUGAGGAGACCAGUAAGAAGCGUAAGAAGAACCAGCGUAGUGAUGCCAAGACUCCCAAGCCCAAGGUGCCCAAGGUGCCCAAGGUGCCCAAGGUGCCCAAGGUGCCCAAGAGUUCCCGUGCUUCAACUCCCAGAUCUGACGCUGAACCCAAGAAUGCUCCCAAGGCCUCCAGUUGUUCCAUGCCCAAAGCUGAGCAGAAACCCAAGCCUACACGUGCUUCAAGUUCCAAACCUGCUGCUUCCAAGUCUUCCCGUGCGUCCAGUUCCAAAGGUGAACCUCGUUCCAAGACCAAAGACCCCAAGCCUUCAGCUUCCAAGUCCAGGAACCCAAGCAAGAAGGCAAAGAUGAGUGUGGAGGAGGAGGAUGAACCACAGACCGUUGCUGCAGCUCCAGGAGUAUCAGAAUCAAGGGUGUCCAAAAGGCGGGUGUCCAAGCGCAAGAAUCGUCGCAUGGUGGCCGACAAUGAUGCCCCAGCCAAUGGGUCUGAUGAUUUUGAACAGAAAGUUGGCCAGAUUCGUGAUUUCGCUGCGGGCUUGGAUUACCACAAUUUGGAAUUUGAUGAUCUGAAAUUCUACACCAAAGAAGCCGUGACGGAAUGUUUUGAUUUCAAAUAUACACAGCUGACCAUUUACUGGAAAACCAGCCGAUGUGGUAUCAAAAUGUACAAGUCCGAUGGCAAGACCUGUGAUCCCUACUCUUUCACAUUCCCAUCAUCUUUGGGAACUUCCCUUUUGAGGAUGGUCGUUGCAGUGGCCACUGGUGCAUACAUGGCCCAAUCCAUCGAGCGCGAGGGGUACAAGUUGGGAUUUGACCGUGAGGAGCAUGCUAUGGAUCAGUUGCACGUGGCCUAUAAGGCGGCAGGGGCCGAAGCUCUCCGUCGUUUGACCCAGUUGGAUUAG